Messenger RNA from Leptomonas pyrrhocoris, 2239 nucleotides. RefSeq names its product ATP-binding cassette protein subfamily F member 3 putative (ABCF2). Bases 233 to 2239 code for a protein of 668 amino acids. Gene Ontology annotation, molecular function: ATP hydrolysis activity; ATP binding. The record is from RefSeq and is a predicted model, not a curated record. The transcript has a single exon. Lineage: Eukaryota; Euglenozoa; Kinetoplastea; Trypanosomatida; Trypanosomatidae.
AGCAGUGUUGCUUUCCUGCUGUUUACUCACGCGUGUUUUCUUGUUUGCACGCAGAGCCCUUCAUUAAGAGUCCCAUCUGGACCAUCGCGCAGUGCCGUCUAAGAAGAAAUCGUAGUGGGAAACUCACAGCCCGAACUCUGACUUCAGCCACGCUCUUUUCGAGGCCUUUUCACAUUUUCAUUUAACGAAACCCACUAGACAUUUCUUAUCAUUUUUGAGAAGUGCACUCGCGAUGGAGGAGAACCAGGCCAACGCUGCGGAGGAGGCGACGCAGACCGGCCCGUUGUCGCGCAGGGAGCGCAAGACGAUGGAGAAGCGGGAGAAGCAGGCCGAGGAGCUGCGCCAGCUGAGCAAGAAGGCGAAUGCUGUCAACGGUGACAUGGACAACCCGUUCUCCGUAACCAUGGAGACGGACCAGGUAGCGGAGGGGUCGCGCAACAUCACCUUUAACAAGGUGUCUGUCUCCGUCAACGGCAAGACGUUGUUCAAGGACGCCUCGGUGAAGCUGUCGGCUGGGUCGCGUUACGGGCUGAUGGGGCCGAACGGUCGUGGUAAGUCAACCAUCCUCCGUCUUUUGGCAAGCCGCGAGCUGCCGGUACAGUCGAACUUGGAUCUGCUGCUGGUGGAGCAGGAACAGGAGUUCACGGCGUCGGAGCUGAGCGCGGUGGAGGCGGUGCUGCAGAGCCACAAGAAGCAGAAGGCGUACAGCCUAGAGGCGGCGGAGUUGCACGCGAAGGUGGAACUGACCACGGCGGAGAUGGAGCGUCUACACUUUCUCGAGGAGGAGCUGGACAUUAUGGGCGCCUCGCAGGCCGACGCCCGCGCUCGUCGCAUCCUCUUCGGUCUCGGCUUCCCCACGGAGUGGCAUGAGCGACCGACGAGCAGCUUCAGCGGUGGUUGGCGGAAGCGUAUUGCGCUGGCAUCUGCGGUGUUCAUCGAACCAGAUGUACUCAUGCUGGAUGAGCCGACCAACCACCUGGACCUCAACGCCGUCAUUUGGCUCGAGUCUUACUUGGUCAAGGCGUACAACGAGUCAGCGAAGCGCCCCAAGACGCUCAUCGUCGUUUCGCACGACGCCGGCUUCCUGGACGAGGUGUGCACGCACAUGGUGCACGUGGAGAACUACCUGCUCAACUACUACCGUGGCAGCUACAGCGACUUCGACUCCCAGCUGCAGCAGCGCCAUCAGGAGCUGGAUAAGAAGUACGAGUCGGUGAUGAAGACGAUCCGCGACAAGAAGCGCAACGGCAUGUCGAACGCGCAGGUGGAUGUCUGGGUCAAGGACCAGGUGAAUGCGGGCCGCCUGGAUCCGCAGUUUCUGGAGAAGCGUCGCGACUAUGUAGUGAACUUCCCUUUCCCCGACCCACCGGAGCUGCGCGACGGCUGCGUGUGCAAGUUGGAGAACGUCGCUUUCAACUACCCCAACGGUCCUGUCCUCUUCGAGAACGUGAGCUGCGCUCUGUGGACGGACAGUCGCAUCACGCUGUGCGGUCCCAACGGUAUUGGUAAGAGUACGCUGCUCAACCUGAUGACAGGUGUGCUGGAGCCUACGGCGGGCUACAUCACGCUGAACCGCCAGGUGCGAAUUGGGCGCUACAACCAGCACUUUGUCGACAAGCUGCCGCUCGAGAAGACACCGGUGGAGUGCAUCCAGGCGUUAGGCAUUCCUGAAGAGGACAAGGCGCGCCGUCUGCUAGGCAGCUUCGGCUUGGAGGGCAUCGUGCACAAGAACCAAAUCGCGACGCUAAGCGGUGGCCAGAAGGCGCGUGUGGCGCUGGCCGCAAUCAGCGCCGAAUCGCCUCACUUCUUGCUCUUUGACGAGCCAACCAACCACUUGGAUGUGGAGUCUAUUGAGGCCCUUUGCGCGGCUAUCAAGAACUUCAAAGGUGGUGUCUUGGUGGUGACCCACGAUGCCCGUCUGAUUGAGUCGACAGAGAUGCAGAUUUGGGUUGCGGGCGACAAGAACGUGGCUCCGUUCAACGGUUCUCUUGAGGAUUACAAGAGCAUCGUUCGCGCUGAGUUUGAGAAGGAGGAGGCGAUACGACUGGAGGACCGCCGGCAGCAGCAAGAGGACAAGGCUGCCGUCCGCCAAUUGAAGCAGAGUGGAGUGGCGGACGUCAAGAGUGCGUUGAAGGAGAAGGAAGAAAAGAAGCAGCAACACCAUGCCGAGGGCCUGGAUGCUUUCCUGGACGCUGUGGGGAAGAAAAAGAAGAAGAAGUCGAAGGAAGACAAGGAAUGA